AUGUCUAAUUCUAACCAAACCAUUUCACAGAAAACAUUGACAGGCAUUGGCAACCUCAUUAGACUCCUCCCAACAGGCACAGUCUUCAUGUUUCAAUUCCUUAAUCCUCUCUUAACCAACAAUGGCAAAUGCCACACCAUAAAUAAGUACUUAUCCGGGAUUCUUGUCAUCGUUUCUGCUUUUUCAUGUUGUUUUGCCUCAUUUACCGAUAGCUACGAAGAUAGUGAAGGAAUCAGUCAUUAUGGCAUUGCAACAAAUAAGGGCCUUUGGCCUAAUUCAUCCUCACAGGACUUGUCUUCUUAUAGGCUUAGAUUUGGGGACUUUGUCCAUGCUUUCUUUUCACUUAUUGUUUUCUCUGUUGUGGCUUUGUUAGACCCUAAUACAGUGGAGUGUUUCCAUCCAUCUUCCGAGUCCACACAGAAGGCUCUGCUCAUGGCGUUGCCACCGGUUAUCGGGGCGGUUUCUGGCUCAAUAUUCGUGAUGUUUCCGAACACCCGCCACGGUAUUGGUUACCCUUCAAGCCCGAGUUCGAGUUCAAGUUCUGCUAAAUCUUAG
Messenger RNA from Fraxinus pennsylvanica, 555 nucleotides. NCBI's taxonomy places the organism in Eukaryota, Viridiplantae, Streptophyta, Magnoliopsida, Lamiales, Oleaceae. The record is from the annotation of a GenBank genome assembly.